GUCUUUUCGUUGACGACCGAAGCUGUAAGCUGUACAACUCGCGUACGCGGUACUUUGAAGUAUCCAUGGUUUCAGUGUGCUCGGUGUUUUUGACUAGGUCGCCCGAUUUCCGAAUAUCGUGUGUUCGUCGUCUGUGUUUUUAAAGGUUUAUCGUAACUCGAGAUUUAAUUUCAUUCGUACGAAUUUUUUUCUCUCGUCAAGUGUAUUACAAACGGAUGUUUCAAUACGUUUUAUUUUACAUUAUGAUAUUUUAAGUAAGAAAUCACGAUGAAUAUCACUACUAUAAAUAACACUUGUGAGACUGAAAAAUCUCCAAAUCCUGGUUGGUGUCCUAGUCUUUGGGAUAAAUUGUUAUGUUGGAAAACUUCAAAACCUGGUGUUUUAGUUUAUCAAGCAUGUUUUAAUGAACUAAAUGGAAUGAAAUAUGAUACAUCACAGAAUGCUAGUCGAUAUUGUAAAUCUGACGGAGUUUGGGAUGAGCAUUCUGAUUACAUGCAUUGUCGACCUUUAGAAACAAAUAAUCCUAUGUACCCAGAUCCAUCGGUUGUAUAUACUUCAUACUUCUAUUAUGGUGGUUAUACUAUAUCACUAGUGGCACUGGUUGCAGCUGUUUCUAUAUUUGUUUACUUCAAGGAUUUACGAUGCUUAAGAAACACAAUACACACAAAUUUGAUGUGCACUUAUAUUUUAUCAGAUUUUACAUGGAUCCUGACAUCAACGCUACAGGAAUGGCUAGCCGACAGUAACAGCGCUUGUGUUUUGCUCACAUUUUCAUUACAUUACUUUGUUCUGACCAAUUUUUUUUGGAUGUUUGUCGAAGGUCUUUAUUUGUAUAUUUUGGUCGUAGAAACAUUUACCCGGGAAAAUAUCAAGCUACGCGUUUACAUGUUCAUUGGCUGGGGUAUUCCGCUUAUAAUAAUGAUAAUUUGGAGUAUUGCUAAGAUAAUCACAUCGUUAGAGACAGAGGACCAGGAGAGAAACGAUUCAUGUGCGUGGAUGGCACCACACCCCGUGAAUGAUUGGAUUUAUCAAGGGCCAGCGAUAUUGGUUUUAAUAGUGAAUUUAAUUUUCUUAUCAAAAAUUAUGUGGGUAUUAAUCACUAAAUUAAGAUCAGCGAAUUCGGCUGAGACACAGCAAUACCGCAAAGCAAGUAAAGCGUUGUUAGUUCUUAUACCAUUGUUGGGCGUCACCUACAUACUGACCAUGGUUGGACCUACAGAAUCCGGCACCUACGCCAACUAUUACUCGUACGGCAGAGCAACACUUUUGUCAAUGCAGGGUUUUAUGGUGGCAAUAUUCUAUUGCUUCGUCAACUCCGAAGUGAAGAACACAUUCAAACAUCAUUUCCUCCGGUGGAAUGACGCGAGAAAUCUAAGAACAAGCGGAAGCAGAAGAUUUACUUACUCCAAGGAUUGGUCGCCGAAUACAAGGUCCGAUAGUGUCAGGUUGGCCCGGCCAUCGAUUAUCGCCGACACGGCCAUCAACAAAGGCAAAAGGGCUUCGACCGUCAGCAGCUCGACGACGAUGACGUUCAUCGUGUCCAACGGGCCGGGCGGCGGCGGGUUGCUGUCGAACUCCUGUCAAAACCGCAUGCUGAACGUUCCGCCGGAAAAUCCGGUCUGAAGCGAAAACCGUGCGCGUUGAGUGGGCGCCGAGAGAGCCGUUCGCCGCAGUAUAGUCUUGUCGCCGCCGUCGUUCCAGCGGACAUAUCCGUAGAGUAUACAUGUAGUACAACGAUAGUUCUGUUCGAUUCACGGGCAAACGCUAUCCCUCGCGUUUCGUCCCGCGCCGAACGCCACAUCCGCCCGACGGCACAACCCCGACCGCGUCGUGCACCCUGAACACGAGUACAUUACUAUCCCCGUCCCCGCGCGCCUAAUGUCCCGCACCAUUAAUGUACGUACCCGCAUACGCGUCAGGGUAAAACGCGAUCCCGUACGGUUUACCUGGUUUUUAACUACACGAUCGCGUCCGAAGUUUUAAGCGUUGAUGCCAAUUUUCAUACCGGUAUCGAUGUAUACCGCAUGUCUAUAGGAGUAAACAUGAAAAAGUUACUAUUAUACUCUGUGUUUUAACGCUUUUAUUGUCCAUGUUUAUUGUUAAUGAUAUCAAAUGUAUCAGAUAUAACGAAAUUUCGGUUAUAGAUGUCAGGGAAUCGAAAUUAAUGCAUUUUCAAAUAAUUUAUUA
Sipha flava (yellow sugarcane aphid) is the source of this 2187-nucleotide messenger RNA. RefSeq names its product diuretic hormone receptor-like. Bases 268 to 1623 code for a protein of 451 amino acids. The transcript is spliced from 12 exons. Gene Ontology annotation, cellular component: plasma membrane. The record is from RefSeq and is a predicted model, not a curated record. Gene Ontology annotation, molecular function: peptide hormone binding; G protein-coupled peptide receptor activity; diuretic hormone receptor activity. Lineage: Eukaryota; Metazoa; Arthropoda; Insecta; Hemiptera; Aphididae. Gene Ontology annotation, biological process: adenylate cyclase-modulating G protein-coupled receptor signaling pathway; cell surface receptor signaling pathway.